This is a messenger RNA of Geodia barretti, 783 nucleotides long. The record is from the annotation of a GenBank genome assembly. NCBI's taxonomy places the organism in Eukaryota, Metazoa, Porifera, Demospongiae, Tetractinellida, Geodiidae.
AUGCCGUCGUUCUGGGAAAACAUUCGAAUGCCAGACUUGGACCGGGAGUCGGGAGCAAAUAUCGCUGAAGGCGGCGAUAUGAGCGCCUACGUGAGUUUCCCCGUCCCCAGCGCCGGAACCAGCCUGCCCUCGGUUAUCGUUGUUCAGGAAGCCUUCGGCGUGAAUCAGCACAUCCAGCGAGUGGCCGACCAGUUUGCCGCCGCCGGCUACGUUGCAGUUGCUCCGGCCCUGUUCCACCGCAACGAGCGCAACCCCAACCCCACGCUUGGCUACACCCCUGACGAUUUCGAUGCUGCCGUCAAUACCUACAUGCCGGAGCUUACCGGCGGCGGCAUCAUCCAGGACAUCAACGGCGCCAUUGAUUACCUGCAACGCACCUACCCGCGCACCCGCGGCCAGAAAAUCGGCAUCGUGGGAUACUGCAUGGGCGGCCGCGUAGUGUACCUGGCCGCCAGCGCCUGCUCCGGCCUUAGCGCCGGCGUCGUGUACUACGGCGGCGCCAUCCUGGCCCCGUACUCCGAUGGCGUCACCCCGGUCGACGGAACCGCCAACAUCAGCAUCCCGCUGAUGGGCAACUUCGGUGAGACGGACGGCAACCCCACGCCGGAUGACGUUUCCAAGAUUGAGGCCGCCCUGUCGGCAGCCGGCAAGUCCCAUGACUUCAAGAUGUAUCCGGGCGCCGGACACGGUUUCAACUGCGACGACCGCGACAGCUACAACGAAGCUGCCGCCAGCGACGCAAUGGCCCGCACCCUGAGCUUCUUCGACAGCAACCUGAAGUAA